Boleophthalmus pectinirostris (great blue-spotted mudskipper) is the source of this 1804-nucleotide messenger RNA. Its product is annotated as methionine synthase reductase. Gene Ontology annotation, cellular component: cytosol. NCBI's taxonomy places the organism in Eukaryota, Metazoa, Chordata, Actinopteri, Gobiiformes, Gobiidae. The transcript is spliced from 12 exons. Gene Ontology annotation, molecular function: [methionine synthase] reductase (NADPH) activity; FMN binding; flavin adenine dinucleotide binding. The record is from RefSeq and is a predicted model, not a curated record. The annotation marks the transcript as partial. Gene Ontology annotation, biological process: homocysteine metabolic process.
GUCAUUCUCGCGACAAUGACCAUACACUCACACUACACGAGAGAACUAGCAGCCUGGGAAAGAGCACGUUUUAUGAGAAUGCCAUGUGAAGUAAAGCCUCGAUUUGUGUUACUUUAUGGCUCUCAAAAGGGUCAAGCUCAGUCCAUUGCAGAGGGGAUAUUUGAGGAGGCCGACAAACAUGGACUAGUGGCAGAGCUCAGCUGUUUGAAUGAGAAUGAAAAGUAUAAUUUAGAUAAAGAAAGUGCUCCUGUGGUUUUCAUUGUGUCUACUACUGGGGAUGGAGAACCGCCAGACAAUGCCCUUAAAUUUGUAAAGAGCAUAAAAAAGAAGACACUUCUUCCUGACCAUUACCAACAUCUGACUUAUGCACUUUUAGCUUUAGGAGACACAAAUUAUGCAAAUUUCUGUAAUUGUGGGAAGACAAUUGAGCGCCGUUUACAAGAACUUGGAGCCAAACAAUUUUAUGCAACAGGAUAUGCUGAUGACGGUGUUGGAUUGGAGCUGGUUGUAGAUCCUUGGAUUGAAGGACUGUGGGCAGCAAUUAAACUAGCAUCUGACAAAAUGGCAUCAGACAAAAAUGAACAGUUAAAAGAAAAUAUUGUUACACAAACUCCCACUGUACAAGACCUCACACUCAACCAGCUAAGCAUCAGUGAUCAGCCCAAUCCAGAAAAUACCUCAAAUAUAUCAUCAACUGGUGAACAUGCUGCAAUGGUUACACAAACUGCCGUUACUGAGUCCAAAUCUGCAUCAUCAGCGAGCGGGACAGACGUCACAAGUGCACCUUCGCUAACAAAUUCCGUACCUCCGCUAUCCGAUUUAGCUCUCAAUAUUCCUGCUUUACCUCCUUCCUUCUUGGACGUUGCUCUUCAGGAAGUAGAUCUAGAAGAUGAGACCCCUGGACCUCCAAAUAAAGAUGCCCUUUAUGAGGUGCCCAUCUCAAAAGCUGUUAAAAUGACCCGUGGGGAUGGUGUGAAGACGGCACUACUUUUUGAGCUGGACAUCUCUUGUUACCCAGCGGACUAUCAUCCUGGAGAUGCGUUUGAUGUGUUUUGCCCAAACAGAGCAGGUGAAGUGGAGAAGUUGCUGCACAGGUUAGGUCUUUGGGACAAAAGAAACCAUCACGUUUGUAUUUCACUGCUAAAGGACACAAAGAAAAAAGGUGCCCAGGUGCCAUCUCACAUCCCGGAUAACAUUUCACUGCUUUACCUGCUAACGUGGUGUAUAGAAAUAAGAAAUGUUCCCAAAAAGGCGUUUGUUCGGGCUCUGGUGGAGUAUACUGGGGACAGCACACAGAAGAGGAGACUACAGGAGCUGUGCAGUAGACAGGGAGCUACACACUAUAACAUGUUUGUACGAGAUCAAAACCUUAGCGUUCUGGAGCUGCUCUCUGCCUUUCCAUCCUGCCAGGCUCCGCUCAGCCUCCUCAUAGAGCACCUGCCUAAAUUGCAGCCCCGGCCAUACUCAGCUGCAAGCUCCUGUCUAAGAUACCCAGGAAAAGUGCAUUUUGUCUUCAGCGUGGUGGAGUUCCCAGCAUGCACUGGGCGGCCCGAUGGGAGGCGCGGCUUGUGUACUGGUUGGCUGUUUGACCUCAUCAGCACGACCCUGCAGUCCUCCGGCGGCCAGCUUCUGCCAAAGGUCCAUGUGAGUUUGCGGGCGAACUGCUCCUUUCGUCUUCCCUCUGACCCCUCUGUGCCUCUGGUGAUGAUCGGGCCAGGCACCGGAGUUGCACCCUUCAUCGGUUUUCUGCAGCACAGGUACAGUUUACUUUUCAGACAGUAUUUACCAGCAUUUGCAAUUAUAU